CCAGGACGCAGGGCGUGACGCGUCGGGGGCGGGGCCGCGCGCUGCUCUCGCGAGCUGUCAAGGUCGAAGGGAUCCGAAAAUGGCGCCGCGCGAGCCUGGCAGUGGUAUCGACUUGGUACGCUGGGCUCUGGCCCUGCUCCUCGCUCUGUGCGUGGAAAGGGGCCUGGCGCUACCGGAGGUAUGCACCCAGUGUCCGGGGAGUGUGCAAAAUUUGUCACAAGUGGCCCUUUAUUGUAAUAACUCAUCAAACCUAACGCUGCAAGCCCGCUGCUGCACGAAUUGGAAGGGCACCAUCUUGGGGCUGGAUCUCCACAACUGUUCUCUGGAGGAUCCUGGUCCAAACUUUACUCAGGCAUAUACUGCUGUUGUCAUAGACCUUCAGACAAACCCCCUGAAGGGUGACUUGGGCAACACCUUCCGUGGCUUUACACAGCUUGACACUCUGGUACUGCCAAGAGCUGUUAAGUGUCCUGGAGGUCAUAAUGCCUGGGAAAAUGUGAGCUUUAGUACAAGCAACAGAAUCUGCCAAGGGCAAAAGAACCUUUGCAAUAGCACUGGGGAACCAGAAAUGUGUCCUGAAAAUGGAUCUUGUCUGCCUGACGGUCCUGGUCUCUCACAGUGUAUUUGUACUGACGGCUUCCACGGGUACAAGUGUAUGCGCCAGGGCUCCUUCCCGCUGCUUGUGUUCUUCGGGAUUCUGGGCUCCACCACAUUGUCCAUUUCCCUCCUGCUUUGGGGAACUCAACGCCGAAAAGCCAAGACUUCAUGAAUCAAAUAAGGCUUCCUAUUGGUCGGCGAUCAUCCUGAUCAGUCGUAGCCCAGCCAGGGAGAUUCGCUUCCCUGACAGGCAUCAUUGGGCGGUAGCACCUUCUCAAGGCUGAGGCAGCUUUGGAAGGAAGACGGAAAACUGUACCACCCUGGAUAUUGUGGACACUCAGGGCCACAAGUGGACCAGGACAGUCAUCAUCUGUGCUGUGGACUACAAUAAACACUUGGUUUUUUC
Messenger RNA from Cavia porcellus (domestic guinea pig), 1003 nucleotides. It is a transcript of the gene Atraid, whose product is annotated as all-trans retinoic acid induced differentiation factor. Gene Ontology annotation, cellular component: intracellular membrane-bounded organelle. The record is from RefSeq and is a predicted model, not a curated record. Bases 80 to 769 code for a protein of 229 amino acids. Gene Ontology annotation, biological process: positive regulation of osteoblast differentiation. The transcript has 7 exons. NCBI's taxonomy places the organism in Eukaryota, Metazoa, Chordata, Mammalia, Rodentia, Caviidae.